Messenger RNA from Closterium sp. Yama58-4, 2979 nucleotides. Lineage: Eukaryota; Viridiplantae; Streptophyta; Zygnematophyceae; Desmidiales; Closteriaceae. The record is from the annotation of a GenBank genome assembly.
AUGUUCGGUUUACUCAAGAGCGAGGAGCCAAGGGAAACUGGAGAGGAUAGUGAUUCAGGAGAACGGAAUUACUUCCGUAUGGAGUCGAUUUCCGUUCCGUACGUUAAAGACGGAGAUUUUCAGUCGCUGAUCAGCUUAUACCCGAAGCUAAAGGAGUUACACUUGGAAGAGUGUUUGGAAAACGUUAUGUGGUUACCACAAGCGAUGGCUAGCCAUGGCUGUCUGGAGCAGCUGCUGCUGAAAUGCUCCUCCCUGACCUCCCUCACACUCCCUCCGCCGUUCUGUCCUCCUGACAAUCUCUCACUCCCUAAUCCUCUCAGAAGCCCUAAUUCCCUCACACCCCCUAAUUCCCUCACACCCCCUAGUUUCCUCACUCCUGCUAGCACAGCCUCACCCUCCGCUGCCACUGGAACCAUCGCGACCAAGCGAACCGACCUCCACCGCUUUGCACUCCCCCUCUCUCUCCGCCACCUUCACCUACAGUGCCCUUCGUUACGGUCACUCCCGGACUCCAUCACCCUCCUCUCCUCCCUCACUCACCUCAGCCUCGUCUCCUGCUCCUCCCUCUCCCUCCUCCCCCCCUCCAUCAACGCCCUCUCCUCCCUCACCUCCCUCACUCUCGACAACAUCCCCCUCCUCUCCUCCCUCCCUCACUCCCUCGGUUCCCUCUCCUCCCUCCUUUCCCUCCACCUCUCGUCCCUCCCAUCCUGCACCGAGUUACCAGAAUCCAUUGGGGAUCUCCACUCGUUACAAGAACUCUCCGUUAGUAACUUUGGAGAGCUACAGGAACUGCCGUCGUCCCUCUCCCGCCUCUCCUCCCUCCGCCGCCUUACCAUCGUCAACUGCGAUGAUUUGAUCGCGCUGCCCGAAGGUUUCGGUCAGCUUGAAAGUCUGGAAGAGCUGACCGUGCAGCAAUGCCAUUGGCUGGAGUAUCUACCCGCUUCCUCCUCCUCCCUCUCCUCCCUCACCCAACUGACCAUCAACGACUGUAACUGCCUCACUUGCCUUCCUUCCACACUUGGCCUCCUCUCCUCUCUCAAAUCCCUCAAACUAUCCGACCUCCUCCUCCUCUCCUCUCUCCCCUCCUCACUCUCUCACAUGAAUCACCUCACCCUCCUCUCUCUCCAUCGCUGCGACUCCCUCUCUAGUUUUCCUCCCUCUCUCUUCCACCAGCGGUCCUUGGAGCAUCUCACGAUAACCAACAUGAAGCACCCUGUUCUCUCCUCCCUCCCCUCUGACUUCGGCCUCCAUCUACCCCGUUUAAAGGAGCUCCGUUUAGCUGAGUACGAUAUUAACAUGAAAAACCGACCGAGGGUCAAGGCACUACCUCCCUCGCUCCCCCAGCUUUCCUCCCUUGAGUUUCUCUCUCUCGCCUCCUUCGCCCAUCUCUCUGCCCUGCCAGAAGACAUCUCCCGCCUCUCUUCCCUCCACACGCUAGAAAUCAAAGGCUGCUCCUCACUCACGGACCUCCCACCCUCGCUGCCCUCCCUUCCCUCCCUCACUCUCCUCCACAUCCACAAUUGCCCGCGCCUCUCCUCGCUUCCCUCCUCCCUCAGUGCCCUCUCCUCCUUGCAAGAGCUUAAGAUUGAGCAUUGCAGGAGUCUCCUUUCUCUCCCUCACUCCCUCCCGCUCCUCCCCUCCCUUCACACACUCGAACUCUCCUCCUGCCUCUCACUCUCCUCCCUCCCUUCUGACCUUUCCCUCUUAACCUCCCUUCACACACUCUCUCUCUCAGACUGCCACGCGCUUUCCAACAUGCCAUCCUCUCUCCCUCUCCUUCCCUCCCUCCACAAGCUCUCUCUCUCCUGCAGCGGUCUUUUGCAUCUUCCCUUGGAGUGUGCAUCUCUGCUGGGUAGCAGUCAGUCGGACAGUGAGAAAGGACUGUUGGGAAUGGAAGGAGGAGGAGACGAAGCACCAGCGGCAGAAGCAGCAGCAGCAGCAGCAGCAGCUGCAGCAGCAGCAGCAGCAGCAGCACCAGCGGCAGAAGCACCAGCAGCAGCAGCAGGAAAAGCAGAAGCGGUGGUGGUGUUGGUUGCAGGGAAGGAGCAGGGGGCUGACCCAAGUGGGGAUGCCGCAAGUAAGGAUGCCACAAGCAGGGAUGAUACAAGUAGAGAGGGUGCUACUACAACAGCCGCCCUCCCCACCACAGCCGCCCUCCCCACGACAGCCGCCCUCCCCAUGACAGCCAUCCCCACUUCACCUGGGAGUAAGGUGGUCUCGCUCCCCUCGUGCUUCCCGCUCCUGCCCCAUCUCACGUCUCUCUACCUGUUCGGAAUGCAACAGCUGCGCUCAAUUCCUUCCUCCUCAUACACUGAUGCUGGUGCUGAUGAUGAUGAUGAUGAUGAUGGUGAUGAUGAUGCUAGUGACGUUGGUGCAGCUGAUGAUGAUGGUGCUGAUGCUGCUGCUGCUGAUGCUGCUGCUGCUGCUGCUGAUGCUGCUGCUGAUGCUGCUGCUGAUGAUGCUGCUGCUGAUACUGCUGCUGAUGCUGCUGCUGCUGAUGCUGCUGCUGAUGCUGCUGCUGAUACUGCUGCUGAUGCUGCUGCUGCUGCUGAUGCUGCUGCUGCUGCUGAUGAUGCUGCUGCUGCUGCUGCUGAUGCUGCUGCUGCUGCUGAUGCUGAUGCUGCUGCUGCUGAUGCUGCUGCUGAUGAUGCUGCUGCUGAUACUGCUGCUGAUGCUGCUGCUGCUGCUGCUGCUGCUGCUGCUGCUGCUGCUGCUGCUGCUGCUGCUGCUGCUGCUGCUGAUACUGCUGCUGAUGCUGCUGCUGCUGCUGAUGCUGCUGCUGCUGAUGCUGCUGCUGCUGAUGCUGCUGCUGAUGAUGCUGCUGCUGAUACUGCUGCUGAUAUACGGGGACCUUAUGGAGUGGCCGAGCCUGCAGAAAUUGACUUUGAAUUUCUGUUUCAGCCUGGAGUACUUGCCGCCCUCGUUACAGUAUGCACCACAGUUAAGGGAAGCGCAUGUUCGGGAGUGUUUAAGUCUUAA